Haemonchus placei is the source of this 348-nucleotide messenger RNA. Lineage: Eukaryota; Metazoa; Nematoda; Chromadorea; Rhabditida; Trichostrongylidae. The record is from the annotation of a GenBank genome assembly.
CCUACGUAUUUGAACCGAGUGCAAACGGGAUUCGAUUGGAACAAGUACAACCAGACGCAUUAUGAUAUGGAUAAUCCUCCACCGAAAAUCGUUCAAGGGUAUAAGUUCAACAUUUUCUAUCCUGACUUAUUGGAUCCUUCGAAUACUCCUUCGUUCACUGUCACUCCGUGCGACGACCCUGAUUUUGCUGUCAUACGAUUCAAAGCGGGGCCUCCAUAUGAAGACAUCGCUUUCAAGUGCGUAAAUCGUGAAUGGGAAGUGAGCCAUAAGCAUGGCUAUAAAUGCCAAUUUCAAAACGGUGUAUUUCAAUUGUGGUUUGUGUUCAAACGAUAUCGUUAUCGACGAUAG